Aphanomyces astaci is the source of this 854-nucleotide messenger RNA. RefSeq lists its product as hypothetical. Lineage: Eukaryota; Oomycota; Saprolegniomycetes; Saprolegniales; Verrucalvaceae. The record is from RefSeq and is a predicted model, not a curated record. The transcript has a single exon. The coding region runs from base 159 to 854 and encodes 231 amino acids.
GCCAGUUCUAUUCUAUCCACAUCCUAUCCUAUAUGACUGAAUAAAUAUAGAACCGACCUGCAAAAACUUGUUGUAUCGGCUGCAAAUCUCGCUGAAUUUGUGGCGAGGUGGCUAUCCGCUGUAUCCGAAUAACACUACUGGUCUUGCACGACGCCGGCAUGAAUGACGAGGUUGCGACCGACAUCACCGAGGGCCAGCAGGCUCGCAAAUGGUGGAGCGACGCCGACGACAUGAGUCUGUUGACUCAAGUCAACAUUGACCUGCCCUUCAAGCAAGCGAAGAACACAACGAAGGCGUGGGAUGCGGUGGCGAACAAGCUCCGCCAAGUUCAUGGGUUUGGCAGGAUUGGGCUGGACGGCAAGAAGGCCUCCAGCCGCUUCUACCAAUUGCUGCGGGUCCACAGGAAGUUCCAAGAGAGCUCAAAGUACCUCUCCGGCGUGGAACAAGACGAGACAGGCAAGAUCAUGCUUCUGGACGAGUUGAUUCAACUCUUCGACGAGGCCAGCGACGAACGGCAAGCCGAACGAGCAACGACGGCCGCCAAGGCCACCGAAAAGGAGGCCGCCGCGGGAUAUAUGCGGGAGCAAGCAAUGAUGCGGGGUCGCCGUAAGUCCAAUGAAGGCGACGAUUCCACCGACAGCGACGUGGCAAGUCGCAAACGAAAGGCUAUUUUCGAAACUCAAGAGCGCGAAAUUGCGUUGGAACACGAGCGACUCGAGUUUAAGAAGUAUAAAUUUGAGAUGGAGCUACAGGAAAGAGAAAAGGACAGGAUGGAAAGAAUCCAGCAACGCGAGGACGAAAGAAAUAGAAAUGAUGACAUGAUGGACCUCAUCCGUCACUUGCUUCACCGCUAA